This is a messenger RNA of Puccinia triticina, 2319 nucleotides long. RefSeq lists its product as uncharacterized. Bases 1 to 2319 code for a protein of 772 amino acids. Lineage: Eukaryota; Fungi; Basidiomycota; Pucciniomycetes; Pucciniales; Pucciniaceae. The record is from RefSeq and is a predicted model, not a curated record. The transcript has 2 exons.
AUGCGAUUUGGUUCCCGCUUGUGGGUCAUUGCAGCGAACUGGGCAGCCAGCUACAAAUCAUGCAUCUCAACUGACCCCUUGGAUGUCUCCGUUGGACUUUUCGAUGAGCGGAACCCGACUUCUUUCCGCGAUCUGCUUGCUGGUGGGGGCAGUCGCGCGAUUUCUCCCUCCCCUCCGCCGUCCUCCAGUGCCUCUCACCACCCUCCCUCCUGCCAAAACCAGCACUCACCAGAGCCAGAAGAAAAUUUUGAAAGCUCUGCGGCAUCGAAUCACCCGGGGGGACAUCAAAACAAUCAUCUGAAUGAUCAUUUACACAGCCAAGAAAGCCAAGGACUUCUGAUCCCUUUCCAUUUGGACAACGAUGCACCCGCUGCUGCCAGCUCGAACUUUCACCUACCCGGCGCAACGGCCGAAGGUCGACCGGAACUCUGUGUUUCAGACAACCACGAAUCAAACGAUUUCUCAGGCCUGUCAGUUGAAGGGAAGAGGAAGAGAAAGAGCGAUCAAUUAUCCGCUGUUGUAGCUGAAGAAUUCAAAGACUUCGACGUAAAUGAUCUGUCAUUCUUACUUUCCCUGUUCCAAGACAGCCAAGAAAGCCAAAAACGUCGGAAUCCUUUUUCUCUCGAUGCCAACGUCGACGAUGCAGCCGCCGGUGCUCUCUCGAGUUCUCACAUUGAGCAACCCGGCGCAACAGCUGAAAAUCCACUGGACCUCUCCGGUGCGGACAACCUCGAUUCACGCGUAUUAUCAGUCCUAUCAACUCGGGGAAAGAGGAAGAGAAAAAUAAAUAGAUCAUCACGGGAAGCUGAAAAAUCCAAAGAACUUCGACCAAAUCAAGCUCUGAAAGACUUACAUUCCUUCGGGGGUACAAUUCUAGAGCCAUCGGCGACCAAUAGUUACAUCCAUGACGACGUGCAGGAGACGCCGAGAGUCUCGAGGGAUGCGCAUUCGGAUCUAGAUCCACAUCUGCAAAGGUUGGAUAAUGAAACUCCUCCCAGCGACGCCUACGACCACUCAAGUCAACCAAUCGAGGGCCCGACAAAGGAGCAAAAUGAGCAUGCCGAUGAAUCCCAAAUGCAUCCAGAAGAUCAUAAUUCCUUCGACUCCGAGAUUCGAGUGCACAAGUCUUUGAGAACCGACAGAGAAUCUCCCGGCAAGCCGAUUACAUUGAUCCGAGCAAGACCAGCUCCUCCGACCGAACCUGAUCUACCCCUCUAUCCAACUUCGCAAAUGGAUCUACUGAGCAGAACUGCAGAGACAAGAAGGUUCUACUAUGCGAGUGGCUCAGCAGCGGUCCGACCCGACUUGCAGUCUGCAAAGUCAGAAAGAUUACGCCAGCAUCCGUCAUUCGGACUUUGUCAUGAUGAAUUAAUUAAACAAUCGUACAAGCAUUUUGAUUUGUUAACCCAAGUCGUGACCUACACAAAUAAUCCCAACGUUCCACGUCACCCAAUCUCGUUGCCAGCCCGACGUGGUAGAGGUCCCAACAUACCAAAACCACGAAAAGCAGCGUUCAAACUUUCAAUCAAACCUUUGCGCUCUCAGGUUUAUAAACCCAAGGGAUUGGUUUUUCAGUUUAGCACCUUCACAAGCAGGCAACAAACAGCCGGCCAACUUGAACGAUUCCAAGAUACGUUGCGAGACGUAUUUGGUCUUGGGAAUGAUCAUCCAAACAAGGUACUCUAUCUACCUCAGGAACAAACUAGUGUGAUCCUUGAAAAAUUUGCAUCUCAAAUGAUGAGGUUUGAAGGGAAAGCUGAUCGGAGGGCGGAGGAUCAAGCAAGAAGAACGUUUCAUGUGAAUUUCGACGUUUGGAAGUCGGUAUACGAUCAAAAAUUAGGUCAUGGUUACGAUUUUGACACAAAAAUCGAGGAUAUCUUCUUGAAAAACAGUCCCAUACCAUCUACCACGGGGCACAAAAAAGGAGAAGGAAGCAAGGACCUAGAAUUCAUAAAAGAAGAAAUCAAGGAACUAGGAUAUGUUUACUUAUUAUUUGUCGACAUGAUUACAACUAUUGCCCCCCCACUUUCUCACGAGCUCCCCACAUUAUCCAAACAAGAAUUUUUGACCAAAGCUGCUACUCAAUUUGAAAUUCGUACUGAUUCCUGUCUGAGGGACAAGCCAAGUGAACCCCCCUUGGUCACCAUGCGGACCAUUUGGCAAUUUAUUUCGUCCUGGAUGGCACUCGAUGAUCAUUAUGCAUCUUCUCCAUUGCUUCGAGAUGGCCGUAUCACUAGGGAUGCUAAACUCUUCUUUAACUUUUGUUUUGGCUAUUCCAUUCAGACAUUAACCAGUAGAAUACAAUGGUCAUUUUUAUGA